Gryllus bimaculatus (two-spotted cricket) is the source of this 792-nucleotide messenger RNA. The record is from the annotation of a GenBank genome assembly. Lineage: Eukaryota; Metazoa; Arthropoda; Insecta; Orthoptera; Gryllidae.
AUGGCUUCGGGGCACGCGCUGAAUCCCAGUCUUGAGUUACCAGAAGGAGCUCCGGAAAAGCUACCUUUCUUCCCGACAGUACGAACGCAAAUACGGGUAACGUGGCUGGCUUCAAGUGUUGAUGUUUGCUCGCUUUCACCCAGCGUUCAAGAUGUUUGGCCGUUUAUGAUCGGGAUGGAGAAACCUUUGGUUGCAAUCAAAACAUUUUUUUGUUCUCGAGCACAUUCAAUCAUCUCUGAAAAGGCGAAAUCCAGGCAGGCGCUUAUCUCCAAGGACGAAGUUCCUGAGUUUCGCGGUCUUCCAGGGUCUGAGACUUGCAUCAGCAAAUUGGUAUAUGUUUUUCAAUUAGCAUUUACGCCAGGGGCUUCGCGCACCUGGAGCUGGCAAGACCUUGCGAGUGAAGUCAGCAAUGGGGCAAAGGUGAGAGCCACUGUUUUCGAGGAUUGGUGGCAGCCCUGCGCUUGGGUUCUUGACCCGCGCGCGUCGCCGUGGGCGAAACUAACGGCACCGCGAACGCCGCGCGGAGCAGACGACUCCCACAAUGGGUGGCGGGGGCGGGGCGGGGCGGGGCUGCGAGGCGGCAGUGGCAACGACGACGGCAGAGAUGGCGGUGACGAUAAUGAAAACAAAGGAGACGCCAACCACUGCAGCGCCCGAGCUCAGCGGAAGUUAUUUGGCGAGGAGUCCGCAUUACUUGGAGGUCACAAGGGCCAAGGACGAAAAAUAAAUGAUUUUAGAAGAGGUGUUCACCAACUGAGAUGCAGGGAAACGGAACCGAUGUUUGUAAAAUAG